AUGCAGGUUCGCAUGGACGAUGAAUCAGGACGUUGGUACGUUGCAUACCUUUCAGACGAGCAUAACUACCCCAUUCUUGAAUUGCGAUUUUCUUUCAUACUCCCAAGCCAUCGAAGGAUGAGCGAAAUGAACAUUGAACAGAUGAACAACAUGUGCAAAGGGGACAUUUCCAUAUCACGAAUCCACGCUUUUAUGGCGAGCCUAGUCGGCGGGUAUUAUAAUGUCCCCUACACAACAAGGGAUAUGCACAAUGUAAAUACGAAGCAACGAAGGGAGGGUGGCCUAGAUGAGGAAUCGUGUUUAAGAUAUCUCCGAGAGUGCAAGGCAAAUGAUCCAGCAUUGUACUACAAAGAAAUUGUUGACCGGAAGGAUAUGCUACAACAUUUGUUUUAG
Molecule: messenger RNA, 393 nt
Organism: Arachis duranensis
Lineage: Eukaryota; Viridiplantae; Streptophyta; Magnoliopsida; Fabales; Fabaceae
Exons: 1
Coding region: 1-393 (130 amino acids)
Source: RefSeq, a predicted model, not a curated record